Molecule: messenger RNA, 1476 nt
Organism: Drosophila ficusphila
Lineage: Eukaryota; Metazoa; Arthropoda; Insecta; Diptera; Drosophilidae
Gene: Cyt-c1
Product: cytochrome c1, heme protein, mitochondrial
Exons: 6
Coding region: 129-1049 (306 amino acids)
Biological process (GO): mitochondrial electron transport, ubiquinol to cytochrome c
Molecular function (GO): heme binding; electron transfer activity
Source: RefSeq, a predicted model, not a curated record
AUUGAGAGAGCCCCGAAGAAGAGGAAGACGUAGUGCCAGUGGAACUGAAAGAUUCGAUUGGCGAUUGGCUGCCCCAAAGAGUUUCCUUUACACGACCAGACGACGCAGAAAUUACAACUCCGGCCACCAUGGCAGCAUUGGGACGAUUCCAUGGCUUGAGAUUGCUGAAAUCCGCGCCAGCACUCAACCUGCAGCAGGCGAAGAACCUCUCCUCUGCCGGAAGUUGGGCAAGUAACAACAAGAAGCUGAUCGGAGCUGUGGGAGCGAUUACCGGCGGAGUAGGAGCCCUCCUCUUCGCGCUGGAACAAUCCGUGCAGGCCUCCGGCGGUGAGGUGCACGCCCCCGCACAGCCCUGGUCCCACAAGGGCCUCUUCGACGCCCUGGACCACCAGAGCGUUCGUCGCGGCUACGAGGUGUACAAGCAGGUGUGCUCCGCUUGCCACUCGAUGCAAUACAUUGCCUACCGCAACCUGGUUGGUGUCAGCCACACCGAAGCCGAGGCCAAGGCUGAAGCCGAGCAGAUCACGGUCAAGGAUGGUCCCGAUGACACCGGCAACUACUACACUCGCCCCGGCAAGCUUUCGGACUACUUCCCGUCGCCUUAUCCCAACGAGGAGGCGGCCCGUGCUGCCAACAACGGUGCUUAUCCACCGGAUCUGAGCUACAUCGUGUCGGCGCGCAAGGGCGGAGAGGACUACAUCUUCUCGCUGCUCACGGGCUACCAUGAUGCUCCUGCCGGAGUGGUCCUGCGCGAGGGCCAGUACUUCAACCCGUACUUCCCGGGAGGUGCCAUUUCCAUGGCCCAGGUGUUGUACAACGAGGUCAUUGAGUACGAGGACGGCACACCGCCGACGCAGAGCCAGCUGGCCAAGGAUGUGGCCACUUUCCUGAAGUGGACCUCCGAGCCGGAGCACGAUGACCGCAAGCAGCUGUUGAUCAAGGUGAUCGGCAUCCUCGGCUUCCUGACCGUCAUCUCGUAUUACAUUAAGCGACACAAGUGGUCAUCGCUCAAGUCGCGAAAGAUCGUGUUCGUGCCCAAGGAGAAGUAGAAUGUUUGAAUUUGAUUUUGAUGGUGUGAAGAAUUGCAGUGUUAUCGCGGCUUUACCGACUAAUAAAGAUAAAUCAAUUUUAAGCAAAACCAAACACACAAAAAACAGCAUCCGCAACCACCAAGUCAAUGUUCUCUCUCCACGAAAAUAAAAACACAAGAACUAUGCAAUUUGCGAGAGCCAACGAUACGAUCCAAAUAAAACUAGCUAAAUCUAUAACACCUUGGUCAUGCCAAUACCAAACGAAGAACAGAUCGGAUUAAGAGGGGGAUAAAAGCUAAAGAAACUACCAGAGCCUAGCAAAAUAAAUGAUGGAUAAUAUAACAUUGAUUGUGUAUAGCAUGGAUAAUUCAAUUAUGUAUUUAAAAAAUAAACGAUUGACAAAUAAACGGAAAUGAUUGUUGGAAAAUCAUUUCAGAGAGACGGA